GUUCCUUUAUGCUCAAGCUAUUUUGACCCACCUUUUCUAUCAGCGUUUUUCGUGUUGAGUGCCAUGAUGCGACUGAUUUGCACCGUGGCUUCAGUUUAUCUCGCCGUGUCGGACGACCUGACAGUGCCAUUGGAAGAAGCCUGCGAUGCUGGAGACCAGGAGUGUGCCUUGUCCUUUCGGCAGCUGCGUGGUCAGCAGAACGACACCUGCGGCACCUGCGCGGACAUCGCCAAAGACACGACCUGCUCGGUGAAGAGCCGCUGCAGCGGCUGCGGUGGCACCUGGUGCCCUGCGGCAGGACCUAAGUGUGUGAAGGCUUUUAAGGACCCAGAGGAUCCAUGCAAAUCUGCCGAGCCCAUGACUGGCAUUGCGGAGCGUUGGGAUUUCUGCGCCCUCAACGAAAAGCACUGCACCAAUUGCAAAGGCGCUUGGUGCCUCCCGGGCAACAUCACGUACUACGAUGGCACCAAGUAUAAGCCCGGCGUGGAGUAUGAGCCCAUCAGCGACCAGCGACUCACAGCGGAGAACCACACGGCCACACAGGAAGCCGAAGAGGAAGUCGCCAACGACGAUAGCCUGGACGACCUCUUUCCCGAUGGCCUGGCUGACACCGCCCACGACCUGCCAAAAGAUGCAGAGGAACCCGAAGGGGCCGAAGGAGCUGAGGACGAGGACGAACCACCGCCAUUUGCGUGAGAAGCGAUUUCUGCCAUGAUUCUGAGCUCCUUUAUCCGCUCGAUUUGACACAUGUCUCAUCUCAGAUAGAGCACCACCCCUGUGGUGGCUGUGAUAUUGCGGCAUAUCGCCAAAAAGUGUGCGUUCUUCUUUCCAGGGUCUGGGACUAGUUUGAGGUUGCAAUUUUUUAGUGCUAGUUU
Molecule: messenger RNA, 875 nt
Organism: Cladocopium goreaui
Lineage: Eukaryota; Dinophyceae; Suessiales; Symbiodiniaceae
Source: the annotation of a GenBank genome assembly